AUGGACGGCACGCCUGCGGUGGAAGCUUCAGCAGCUGCGGCGAACGGUACAAUGGACACCAGGAUGGAUAUAGAUAUGGACCUGGACCUUGGACAUUUACCUGAACCUGAUCCGAUUGGGCUGGAACCAGUUCCUACUCUGACGGUAGUGUCCGCGAUCGCGGGGCAGGCCGAGGCUGGGGCAGCCAACCCCAAUGACGAACCACAGCUUGAGAAAGUUCAUAUUCGUGGUGUCGAUGAGUUGACUACGGAUGAUAUCAAACGGUUUGCUGCUGAAAAUUUCACUUUGGAAGAGCCUCAGCGAAUUGAGUGGAUAGAUGAUACCUCCGCAAAUAUUAUAUACAGCUCGGCAGAGAUAGCAUCGAAAGCUCUAUCUUCAUUCACUCAGGAGAAUGCUGAAGAUGCAGUUACUAGCUCGCCCUUAUUUCGCCUUAGGACGGCGAAGGCAUUGUCAUCCCACCCAGACUCGGUUCUACAGGUCCGGCUGUCCGUAAAGUCAGAUCGAAAGAAACACCGCGCCCACGAGGCGAGUCGUUUCUACCUGAUGCAUCCAGAGCAUGAUCCUCGAGAACGGAUGCGGAACGAGUUUUCUGGAAGGAGACACCGUGGGUUUAAAGAUGAUGGGGAUGGGGAUUAUCGGAGAAAACGAUUUGACGAUAAGGAGCAUCGUCGGCGCAGGGGCCAAGCUAGAGACGAUCAUUUCGAUGUUAACAUGUAUGAUGACGACGGGGACCGUGGACGACGAGCCUCCAGCGGUGAUAUAUCGAGUGCUGGAUCACAUAGCAGGAGCCGUGCAAGGAGGAAUAACCGAGACCUUUUCGACGAUCGUAUGGAGUCUUCAGAAGGGCGACUUCGAGACCGCAGUGCUUCGCCUUCCAGGGCAAAUGGAGAUGGGCCAGAUCUUCGACUUGCCGGUGGCUCAUCAUCCAACAGGCGCUUCCGCGAUAGACCCUCCCUUUCUGGUCGUGACAGCAGGGAUAGGUCUCGUUCUAAUGCCGGCAAAGAGCUUUAUCGUUCUGGUAACAACUCGAGCGAUGAGACUACAAGAGGAAGGGAAUUGUUCCCUAACAAGACCGCAUCAAGCUACCUGAAACAGGAACUACUAAUGAAUACCGUUUCUCCACCGGCUAAUACGGUCCAUCGCCGGUCCGAUGCUUUUGACGCUGCUGACGAAACAACUGAUCUGUUUGCCCAGCGGAUGACUGUUCCAUUUGUGGACGGUGCUAACGAUGAUUCUAAACGCUCCAAUAAGCGUAACGUGGAACUGUUUCCGGAUUCGUCAAAGGGACGUUCUCAGGACUUGAACAUCCGUGGCCUAUCCUCAGAGGAUAGCGGAGUGUCUAUUCGAGGGGCUGCCACAGGUGGUAUCUCUAUAAAAGGGGCCGCAAACGUCAGAGAACUCUUCCCCUCGAAAUACACUGGCAAUGAAGGGAAAGAGCUCUUUUCUGAUACACUCGAAGGGAGAGGCGGGAGGAGAAGACGUGCUGAAGAUAUGUUCGGUUGA
Molecule: messenger RNA, 1503 nt
Organism: Nannizzia gypsea CBS 118893
Lineage: Eukaryota; Fungi; Ascomycota; Eurotiomycetes; Onygenales; Arthrodermataceae
Exons: 2
Coding region: 1-1503 (500 amino acids)
Cellular component (GO): nucleus; cytosol
Molecular function (GO): mRNA binding; RNA 7-methylguanosine cap binding
Source: RefSeq, a predicted model, not a curated record